AGUUGCUUUCUCAAAAUUUGUGCUCCUUUCCUGCAUAAUUCAUUACAUACGAGGGAUGAUUGUGAUAUGAUAAAGAAAUUGAGCAUGUUUUAUACCACAAAAUCCGCUGAAUGACAGCAAAGUUUUCCUGCGAUCGCGCCAACCACAAACCUUGCCAGUUGUAAUCGGAACGUAAACAAUGUGGUGUAACAAAGUGCCGUUUCUUCUGUUCGUGUUUUGUUUGAUAAUUUUAACGAAUGAAACUCAAACACAAAUCGUUGAUCGCCCUAACGUAUUGCUGAUAAUUUUGGACGACUUCCGGCCAGCCAUCAACUAUGGUUACGGCGAUGUGAAAGCCAUCACUCCGAACAUAGAUCAGAUUGUUAAGAAUGGGUACUUUUUUGAAAAUGCCUUCGCACAACAAGCGCUCUGUGCGCCAAGCCGUAAUUCGAUGCUUACGGGUAGGCGCCCGGAUACGGUGCGCUUGUACGACUUCUAUAGCUAUUGGCGCCAAACAUCCGGCAAUUACACCACUCUUCCGCAGUACUUCAAACAGCAAGGUUAUCGUACCCAUUCCGUGGGUAAAGUAUUUCAUCCCGGAGCUUCAUCCAACUUUACGGACGAUUUUCCUUUAAGUUGGUCCGAACCUGCGUACCAUCCGUCGACAGAUGAGUACUCUAAUGCACCCGUCUGCAUCAAUCUGGUAGAUGGUCAACUGAAAAGAAAUCUUCUGUGUCCCGUGGUGCCCGAAAUGCAACCGCUCCACACUCUACCGGACAUAGAGAGCACUGAGGAAGCGAAACGAUUUCUGCAAACUGUUGGACAGGAUCCAUACUUUCUGGCCGUGGGCUAUCGGAAGCCUCACAUUCCGUUCCGAAUCCCGAUCAAGUAUCUUGAUCAGCACCCGGUAUCGAAGUUUAAAACACUCGAUCUUGACUAUCCACCGUACGGUUUACCCACUGUCGCUUGGAACUCUUUUCUUGAUGUGCGCAAUCGUGACGAUGUCCAGCAGCUUAACAUUAGUUUUCCUUUCGGGCGAGUUCCGGAUGAUUUCAAGCUGCAAAUACGCCAACACUACUAUGCCGCCGUCACAUAUGUGGAUGAUUUGAUCGGACAGUUGCUGAAGGCAGUCGAUCAAAGCCGGACGAUCGUUGCACUAACGGCCGAUCAUGGUUGGGCACUGGGAGAACAUGGCGAGUGGGCAAAGUAUAGUAACUAUGAUGUAGCCGUACGAGUGCCGCUUGUGAUUAGUGCUCCGGCACUACAAGUGCGCAACGAUCAUCAAAAGAUCGAGAAUGUCGUUGAAUUGCUGGACCUUUUUGCAACGCUUGCAGACCUUGCGGGACUUCCGCCGUUACAAACGUGUGACGUUAAACGACCACACAAAGCUACAACGUGCACGGAAGGGAAAUCUCUCCUGCCUCUAUUACUAUCAAAUUCUUCAGAGUACAACGAUCGUACUGAGUGGAUCGCUUACAGCCAGUAUCCUCGCCCGGGGGUAUAUCCCACGAUCUUCCCAAACAGUGACGAACCGAAGCUAAAGCAUAUAAAGAUUAUGGGGUAUAGUAUGCGCACGGAACGCUUCCGAUACACCGCAUGGAUAAAGUUUGAUCCGGCAAACUUCAAAAGAGACUGGAGUACAAUAUACGGCGAGGAAUUGUAUGAUCAUUUGAUCGAUCCACAAGAAAACAUGAAUCUCAGCGAUCGAACACCUCUAAUGGAGAUAAAGGACUUUCUACGAAUGAAACUAAAGGAAAAGUUUCCAUAAUACGACCAUGAACGUACCCUCCAAUCGAACUAACAACACCUUUUACAAGAAA
Molecule: messenger RNA, 1799 nt
Organism: Anopheles funestus (African malaria mosquito)
Lineage: Eukaryota; Metazoa; Arthropoda; Insecta; Diptera; Culicidae
Gene: Ids
Product: iduronate 2-sulfatase
Exons: 3
Coding region: 179-1747 (522 amino acids)
Molecular function (GO): iduronate-2-sulfatase activity
Source: RefSeq, a predicted model, not a curated record